This is a messenger RNA of Musa acuminata AAA Group (dessert banana), 1386 nucleotides long. RefSeq lists its product as uncharacterized. The transcript has 3 exons. The record is from RefSeq and is a predicted model, not a curated record. Lineage: Eukaryota; Viridiplantae; Streptophyta; Magnoliopsida; Zingiberales; Musaceae. Gene Ontology annotation, molecular function: protein dimerization activity. Bases 1 to 1179 code for a protein of 392 amino acids.
AUGAUGGGAGAAUUUACAGGGAAUAAAGAAUUAGUGAGACAUGGUGUUACCCGAUUUGCUACUUCAUUCUUGACAUUACAGAGCGUGCAUCGUCAAAAACAUACUCUGAGAAAUAUGUUUACCUCUGAGAAAUGGGUGACAAGUAAAUGGGCAAAAGAAGCAAAAGGCAAGAGGGCUGCUGAUAUCAUCUUAAUGCCAUCCUUUUGGAAUCAUGUAGUUUAUAUAUUAAAGGUAAUGGGCCCUCUUGUUCGAGUCCUUCGAUUGGUGGAUAAUGAAAAUAAGCCUGCAAUGGGAUAUAUUUAUGAGGCUAUGGAUAGAGCAAAGGAGACGAUUAAAAGAUCUUUUAAUGAAAAUGAAGAAAAAUAUGAGAAAAUUUUUACAAUCAUUGACGAAAGAUGGAAUUGUCAACUUCAUCGUCCCUUACAUGCAGCAGGAUAUUAUUUGAACCCUGAAUUCUUUUAUAAGAUUAAAUCUGUUGGAUUUGAUGCAGAAGUUUUGGGUGGGUUAUAUCAGUGUGUUGCAAGAUUAGUUCCCAGCAUUGAGGUUCAAGAUAAGAUUAUUCAUGAAUUAUCUUUAUAUAAAAAUGCUGAAGGUCUUUUUGGAAUUCCAAUUGCCGUUCGAUCCAGGACAACUACCUCUCCAGCUGAAUGGUGGAGUCUAUUUGGAAAUUCCACCCCGAACUUACAGAAAUUUGCUGUCAAAGUACUUAGUUUGACAUGUAGUGCUUCGGGUUGUGAGCGAAACUGGAGUGUCUUUGAGCAUAUUCACUCGAAGAGAAGAAAUCGGUUAGAACAUCAACGAUUGCACGAUCUUGUUUACAUAAAGUAUAAUCAAGCUUUGAAGACUCGUCAUGAUUUGAAAAAUAGAUUUGAUUCAAUCUCAUUGCAAGAUAUUGAUGAUUCAAAUGAGUGGUUAGUAGGAGAAAUUGGUGCUAACUUGCAAGAUGCUGAAGACGAGCUUGUAUUUGAAGAUGAUAGAUUGACGUGGGGAGAUGUGGCAAGAGCUUCAGGUGCUGGAGAAUUACAAACAUAUACAAGACAGAUGUCAAAGAGAAAAAUGAGUGCAAAAGCAUCAAGCUCGGCUCCUGCUAUUGUUGAAGACAUAGAGAAUGAAACAUAUCUUGAUGAAGAGGAAGGAAUCGAAGAACAAGAGGAAGAAGACGAAUUCAAUGAAAGAUGAUUUGUGUGAAAAUGACGAUAAUAUUGAUUAUGAUGAAUGACUUUGAUGUAAAAUGUUAAUGUUUUGAAUUUUGAAACUUUUUGUUAAUGUGACAUUGUGAUUUUGUAUCUUAGAUUUUCUUAAUUUAAUAGCAUAUUUUUAUUUAAAAUUUUAAAUAAUUAUAUUUAUUAAUUAUAUUAUAUAUUUUUAUAUUUUUGCGCCUCGCUU